Colletotrichum tamarilloi is the source of this 486-nucleotide messenger RNA. Its product is annotated as translation initiation factor eIF-1A. The record is from RefSeq and is a predicted model, not a curated record. Lineage: Eukaryota; Fungi; Ascomycota; Sordariomycetes; Glomerellales; Glomerellaceae. Gene Ontology annotation, biological process: translational initiation. The transcript is spliced from 3 exons. Gene Ontology annotation, cellular component: cytoplasm. The coding region runs from base 1 to 486 and encodes 161 amino acids. Gene Ontology annotation, molecular function: translation initiation factor activity; RNA binding.
AUGCCCAAGAAUAAGGGAAAAGGAGGAAAGAACCGCAGACGUGGAAAGAACGAGUCUGACCACGAGAAGCGUGAGCUCACCUUCAAGGAGGAUGGCCAAGAAUACGCCCAAGUCGUAAAGAUGCUCGGCAACGGCCGCCUCGAAGCCCAGUGCUUCGACGGCGUCAAGCGCCUCGCCAACAUCCGCGGCAAGCUCCGCAAAAAGGUCUGGAUCAACCAGGGCGACAUCAUCCUCCUCUCCCUGCGCGAGUACCAGGACGACAAGGGCGACGUCAUCCUCAAGUACACCGCCGACGAGGCCCGCUCCCUCAAGGCCUACGGCGAGCUCCCCGAGUCUGCCAAGAUCAACGAGACGGACACCUACGGCGCCGACGGCGACGGCGACUGCAACUUUGAGUUCGACGACGACCGCGACUCGGAGGAGAGCGAGGACGAGGGCGCCGCUGGUGGCGCCGGCAAGAAGGAGGUUGACAUUGAUGACAUUUAA